Rubroshorea leprosula is the source of this 784-nucleotide messenger RNA. NCBI's taxonomy places the organism in Eukaryota, Viridiplantae, Streptophyta, Magnoliopsida, Malvales, Dipterocarpaceae. The record is from the annotation of a GenBank genome assembly.
CAAAUCUGCUCGCCAUUUUUCCAGAGGAAAAUUUGUGUGAUUCUUCAGGAAGCAGAAACGGAACGAAGAAGCAGUGGAAGUGGAGAAAGCAUGAGCUACAGAAGGGAGCAUCGUGCUUCGAGAUCAGCCCUGUUUGAUGGACUUGAUAGCCUUGAGGAGGGUGGUCUCAGGGCCUCCAGUUCAUACCCUGGUGAAGUUAGAGAGCGUGACAACGACAAAGCUAUGGAUAGUUAGCAGGACCGAGUUUCUUUUCUCAAAAGAUUAACAGGUGAUAUACAUGAGGAGGUGGAGAGUCACAAUCGUUUGCUUGACAAAAUGGGCAACAACAUGGAUACAACAAGAGGUGUAAUGUCAGGCACCAUGGAUCAGUUCAAGAAGGUAUUUGCAAAGAAAUCCAACCGUAGAAUGUGUACUCUUGUGACAAGUUUCAUUGUUGGGUUUAUAGUUUUAUACUAUCUCAUUAGGAUUCUCGGGUAUGUACAUGGUUGAAAGUUCUUGAAGUUAGUCCUUAUACACGAUUGAAGCAUAAAUCGAGCAUACUAGGGGAUUCAAAGCCCUUAAUUUACCUCUUCUUUUUUUUUUUAGAAUAUGGUACAGAACUGAAGCUUUUUUACUUUCUGCUAACAUAUUUGCUCGACACUAAGUUGAAAGGCAAAUUGGUUCCUAGGGACUGAAGGUUGUGAACGCUGUAAUUGUUUGACCCCUCAAAAAGGAGAAGUGUAAGAAAAAGAGAGGGAAAAAGUAUGAUUAUAUAAUGAAAGUGUAAGAAAAAUGAGACUAUUUU